Cheilinus undulatus (humphead wrasse) is the source of this 2101-nucleotide messenger RNA. RefSeq names its product cyclin G1 (gene ccng1). Gene Ontology annotation, molecular function: cyclin-dependent protein serine/threonine kinase regulator activity. Gene Ontology annotation, cellular component: cytoplasm; cyclin-dependent protein kinase holoenzyme complex; nucleus. Gene Ontology annotation, biological process: mitotic cell cycle phase transition; regulation of cyclin-dependent protein serine/threonine kinase activity. Lineage: Eukaryota; Metazoa; Chordata; Actinopteri; Labriformes; Labridae. The record is from RefSeq and is a predicted model, not a curated record. The coding region runs from base 213 to 1112 and encodes 299 amino acids. The transcript has 6 exons.
ACCUAAACUGCCCUUUUCCCCAUCGCCUUACGCCAAGGGUAGGGGGGUGUGCAUAGGCAGAAAUUAAACUCUGCUUAAAACUUUCUUAAGUGAAAGUUCAUACAUACACUUUUUGUAUUUUAAAACUAUUUUCAUUCGCUCAUUCAAAGCGAGUUGGGACUUUUUCCACUGCUUAUUUUCCUAACAUUUAAAGCAACGUAUCUUGAUCCAAGAUGAUUGACACAGUAACAGGACCUGGAGCACAGCCCUUUGCAGUACAGCUGAAGGCCCUGACAGACCUGGAGGCCCGAUACCAGCCUAAACUGAGUGGCUUGAGGAUCAUUGAAGGCUCCCAGGACAAUGGUCUCAGGAUGACCACCAGACUGAGAGAGCUAGAAGUAAAGGACCUACUCUCUUUGACUAGGUUCUUUGGUUUCAGCUCAGAGACCUUCUCACUUGCCAUCAGCUUGCUAGAUCGAUUCCUCUCAGUAAUGAAGAUUCAACCAAAGCACCUGUCCUGUGUGGGACUGUGCUGCUUCUACAUUGCCGUGAAGUCUUCAGAAGAGGAGAAGAAUGUGCCACUUGCUAAUGACCUGAUCCGCAUUAGUCAGAAUCGCUUUACAGUGUCUGAUAUGAUGAGGAUGGAGAAGAUCAUCAUGGAGAAGCUAUACUGGAAGGUGAAGGCCCCCACAGCCCUCCGUUUCCUGCGCCUCUUUCACAACCACAUCCAGGAGCAGCUCGAUGCUGAGAGCCUGAAGAUCCUGAGCAUUGAGAGACUGGAGGCUCAGCUGAAAGCCUGUCACUGCUCAUUUAUCUUCUCCAAAAUCAAGCCAUCUCUGCUUGCCAUGGCUCUCAUGUGUUUUGAGACUCAGGAACAACAUGACCCUGAACACACCAACAAAUUACAAGAAAUCCUUAAGAGUCUGCAGCAGCUUUUGAAUAUAAAAGAUGGAGACCUGGUUUGUGUGAGAGAGCUGGUUGGAAAAUGCCUGGCUGAGUACGCCACCACCAAGUGCUCUAGGCCCAACACCCAGAGGCUCCGCUGGACUAUUUCGGGACGAACUGCACGUCAGCUGAAGCACAGCUACUACAAGAUCGCUCAUCUUCCUACUAUACCUGAGUCAGCUUGUUAAACCUAGGGCUAUGACUGGGUGACCUUGUAUGCGGAUACAAAUAUUCCAGCAGUCCCUAAACUUUUUUCAUUCUCUAAUUGGAAACUACAUUUGGGGACUUUUCUUGCAGUUUGGUCACCUACAUACACAAAGUUAUUUUCCUUAAAGAUUUCCAUCAAUGAUGAUGGACUUCUUUAAGGAAAACUUAAAUUCCAUGUUUUCCUCAAGUUUGUGUCAUACACUGAUCAAGCACACUAAAUUUUCUGCCUCAACAAUAAUGAGCAAUUUUCAUCAGAAAGUUUAUCUUCUACCAUCCUGCUAUGUUUUGCUUUCCUGGUUGAGUUGCUAGCACAAGUGUACAGUAUGUUCUUGUUCAAAUCCGUACCAAGGUGUUUGGUAUUUCCUGGAACGGGUUGCUGGUUUUAAGCGAAUAAGUAUUGAACCACCUAGGUCCUCAGUCCACCAUGUGGAAGAGGAGGGAGAAGGAUUUUGUGAACAGCUAAAAUGAAACCAAGAAAUCGGGCCCAAAAUCCUUAACUCCCACCCUAGGUUGCUAAACUGUCCUGAUUGCACACUCCUACCCAAGGUGAUGAUUUUUUUUUUUAUUUUGAUACAGCGAGGGAGCUCCGGUUUUCUCUGCUUAAGUGAGGCUAGUGACGCUCUUGUCAUGUAAAGCUAACCCAACUGUUGGAGGCCCUCCACAGUUAAAGAUGAGUUGUUUUCACAGAUUCUUGAUUUGUGUACACAGAGUGAAGCACAUGCAUUCAUUGACUAUUAACUGAUUUCAGUUAUCAAUUAAAUGCAGAGAAGUCUUGAAAAAACAUUGGUCAUUGCAGUGGAAACAUGGGUUGGAAUUUGAUUGCAUUUUCUUUGCCAAUUUCCCUGUCUACUCUGAGUUUCUUUAAGAGGCUAAACAAAAACGUGUUCUCAAAUUGAAAAUGGUGAGUUGAAUACACCAUCUGGUUAACCCAUGUACUUGUACCUUUCAAUAAAACUUUAUUGAAAAGCUA